Molecule: messenger RNA, 859 nt
Organism: Sardina pilchardus (European sardine)
Lineage: Eukaryota; Metazoa; Chordata; Actinopteri; Clupeiformes; Clupeidae
Product: transcription factor Adf-1
Exons: 2
Coding region: 81-701 (206 amino acids)
Biological process (GO): regulation of transcription by RNA polymerase II
Cellular component (GO): transcription regulator complex; nucleus
Molecular function (GO): DNA binding
Source: RefSeq, a predicted model, not a curated record
GCACGCGCAUCGUCUUGUGUUUGUGAACCCAGCCAGCUAGCUGGCAAGCCUGGCUACAUUCUCUCCUUUCGUUUGCCAAAAUGACAUUGGAAGAAAGACUAAUUUCUGCUGUUUCGGAUUAUCCAGAGUUAUACAACUCAACUUUAAAUUCUUACAAGGAUACCGACAGAAAGGCAAAAGCGUGGAGGGCUGUAAGUUUGCAAGUUGAAAUGCCAGAGGAAGACUGCCGAAGAAAAUGGAAGAGCUUGAGAGACAUGUUCAUCAAAGAUAAACGUUCUGAACAGCGACGGCGAGCUUCAGGGGGCACACAUCGAAGCUGGAAGUACAGCUGGCAAAUGGCCUUCCUGACCCCCUUCAUACAGUCGAAGACCUCACAAGGCAAUGCGGCCACAGACGAUCCGGACGAUGAGCGCGACGAUGAAGACAGGGAGGACGAGAGACCGGCAGAUGGCAAUUCAUCUUUUGUUAUACACGAAAUAGAAGGAGAACACAGUGGACUAGACGCGUCCUCUCACUUUCCUCCUUCUGGUUCCCACAAGUCCAGCAGGAAGAGGAAAUGGCAGGUAGAUGGGACAGAUGAGUUGGAAGAUGAGAUGUUUCUCUUCAGCUUGCUCCCUUACCUUAGACGGCUACCUUACGCCAAGAAGAGUGCUGUAAAACUGAAAAUACACCAAAUACUAUAUGAAGCAGAGUUUCAGUAGAAUUUAGCUUAUCUUUAAUUUACCAAGUUUUUUUUAUACUAAGAGAAAAUGGUUGUUCCCUCUGUAUCAGUCUGUCAGAAAGUUAACACGACAACAAUUGCACAACAGAUGUGUUGUGACAUUUUCUCUGAAUAAAUCCAGCCAACACAUCUGACUAA